AUGAACAUGCACAAGUUGAAGGUAAGCAAGUUUCAAGAAUGCCAGUUGCUUGAAGGAAAUUCUGGGAACAUGUCUGGGUCUUCCCAGCAAUUGCGUGCUCAAAUGACCAAUACUGAAGCGAACUCGGGCAACCAGAAAUCUCGCAGUCACAGCCUGGAUUGGGCAGUGCAGGGAAUUGAUCAACUAAAGCCGAAUUCAGGUCUACAAGUACAUCAGCCGGAUCUACUGGAUCAGAAUCGAUUUCCCCUGUCCUCAUCAAUCCAGCAAGCAUUAGAACAAGCUCAGGCACAAGGAUGUAUUGGAAGCUCACCUAAUUAUGGGUUUGGUGGAUUACCACGGGGUGGAUUGAAAGUAAAAGAUGCUGAGCUGGAAAAAAAUAAAGGAUCGAUGUGUUCACAAAAGAACAAUAACAGAGAAAGAAAACAGCAGUCGUCUUCUGGACCAACUAAUAGUAAGGGUAAGGUAAACACAAUGGAUCUUUCACCAAAAUCCCCGGUAUCGACUCAUACCCCUGGCGAUGAGAAAAAUACUGCUAGUAGUCCGCAGCAUGUAAGCAUUGGACAAAAAGGGUUGAUGAUGUAUGGUUCGGAAACAGCAGGUCUUGCAUCACCUGAAAAUCAGUUGGGUUUAGAGUUGUGGAAUAUUGCUGAGAAUAAAAUCAUGACAGUUCGAGCACAUGAAAAUAUGGUUGCUGCUUUAGCACAGUCCACUAUCUGUUGCAUUCUUUGCAUAAUUGCAUUAGUGUCAUUGGUGAUGACAGCCAACACAGAAAACUUAGAAGUAGAUGAUGGAUCAAGAGAUAAAAAUCUUGAUACAAAAACAUUUCAUGAAAUUAAAGUUGCAUUUGCUUUCCUCCAGUUGCUUGAAGGAAAUUCUGGGAACAUGUCUGGGUCUUCCCAGCAAUUGCGUGCUCAAAUGACCAAUACUGAAGCGAACUCGGGCAACCAGAAAUCUCGCAGUCACAGCCUGGAUUGGGCAGUGCAGGGAAUUGAUCAACUAAAGCCGAAUUCAGGUCUACAAGUACAUCAGCCGGAUCUACUGGAUCAGAAUCGAUUUCCCCUGUCCUCAUCAAUCCAGCAAGCAUUAGAACAAGCUCAGGCACAAGGAUGUAUUGGAAGCUCACCUAAUUACGGGUUUGGUGGAUUACCACGGGGUGGAUUGAAAGUAAAAGAUGCUGAGCUGGAAAAAAAUAAAGGAUCGAUGUGUUCACAAAAGAACAAUAACAGAGAAAGAAAACAGCAGUCGUCUUCUGGACCAACUAAUAGUAAGGGUAAGGGAAACACAAUGGAUCUUUCACCAAAAUCCCCGGUAUCGACUCAUACCCCUGGCGAUGAGAAAAAUACUGCUAGUAGUCCGCAGCAUGUAAGCAUUGGACAAAAAGGGUUGACGAUGUAUGGUUCGGAAACAGCAGGUCUUGCAUCACCUGAAAAUCAGUUGGGUUUAAAGUUGUGGAAUAUUGCUGAGAAUAAAAUCAUGACAGUUCGAGCACAUGAAAAUAUGGUUGCUGCUUUAGCACAGUCCCCUGUAACAGGAAUGAUUGCUUCCGGAAGUCACGACAGUUCUGUCAAGUUAUGGAAAUAA
Daucus carota subsp. sativus is the source of this 1581-nucleotide messenger RNA. RefSeq lists its product as uncharacterized. NCBI's taxonomy places the organism in Eukaryota, Viridiplantae, Streptophyta, Magnoliopsida, Apiales, Apiaceae. Gene Ontology annotation, molecular function: transcription corepressor activity; protein binding. The transcript is spliced from 12 exons. Bases 1 to 1581 code for a protein of 526 amino acids. The record is from RefSeq and is a predicted model, not a curated record.